Messenger RNA from Puntigrus tetrazona (Sumatra barb), 1944 nucleotides. It is a transcript of the gene rpap2, whose product is annotated as RNA polymerase II associated protein 2. Gene Ontology annotation, cellular component: nucleus; cytoplasm. Lineage: Eukaryota; Metazoa; Chordata; Actinopteri; Cypriniformes; Cyprinidae. The record is from RefSeq and is a predicted model, not a curated record. Gene Ontology annotation, molecular function: RNA polymerase II CTD heptapeptide repeat phosphatase activity; RNA polymerase core enzyme binding.
GUCGCUGGCCGCUUGCCGUAGUGCUGUGACGUAGGCGGAAGGAGUUUUGUUUUGAGAAGACGAGCAUGGAAACGACCGGAAAGAUUCAAGCCUCAAAAUCAAAAAAGAAAGGUGGUAAAGGAACCAAGGUGAUUUCAGCAGCGGAUGAGGCGAGAAAGAGGGAAGCUAUUAAAGAGGCGCUUAGAAAGAAACUAGAGUUGGAGCGCAAAGCCCUGCAGGUGGUUGAGCGACUGCUGGAGGACAGCGUGACAGAGGAGUUUCUCAUUGACUGUGCGUGGCACAUCACUCCUGCCAACUACAAAGAUACAGUGGAAGAACGGUCCAUUGCUAAACAGUGUGGAUAUCCUAGGUGUCCAAAUAAACUAACAAAUGUACCCACUCAGCAGUUUAAAAUAUCCACCAAAACUAACAGAGUCUAUGACAUUACAGAGCGCAAGUGUUUUUGCAGUAAUUUCUGCUACAAAGCCUCCAAAUGUUUUGAGCUCCAGCUCUCAAAAACUCCACUUUGGCUCAGAAAGGAGGAGGGACCACCUGAAGUUAAGCUGAUGAAAGAAGGAGAGGGAGGCAGCUCUGGACAGGAAAUAAAGCUGGUAGACAGGCCUGUGACAGAAGCUGACAUUGAAAAUCCUGUCCCAGACGUUCCUGAAUCUCACAAUGACUCCCCUCCUCACAACCCGAGCGACCACAGUGACAUUGAGCAAGACUUUGUCUCCAGUGUGGUGUCCAAACAGCAUAAACACGUGAGGGUACACUGGGGAAAACUGCCAAAGAGGGACGAAGUCAGUGAGGAAAGGUCAAAUACUGAAAAUAAGCAACAUCCAGAACCUACAGGAACACUAGAUGGAGAAAACAAUGAUGAAAAUAGAUCUUCAAUAACCCCUCAACCACAGAUGGACCCAACUGCCAAUCUGUCUAUACCAAAUAAAACCACAUCUGCUGUAUCUGAUGUUGAAGGAACUCUGGAUCUUUUGAAUCAGUGUAGCCUAAAGGACAUUGCAAUCGACCAGGAAACCAACCUUUCUUCACAGCCUGAGAUUGGAAACUCCACCCCUCCCGCUAGUGGUCUGCACAUCACUCAGGUGAGCAUGAGUAAGAGAGGAGCUGCCAGCCUCAAAGGCUUGUUGAAGGACCAUAACAAAGCUAAAACAACUACAUCCAUCAGUGUGUGCCUUCUAGAGCAUCUAAAGCAAACGUUUAUAGAGUGGAGAACUGAGGAAACCACAAAGUUUCUUUAUGGGCCUGAUUAUGCCUCUGGUACAGAGGUUUCUGCACAGGAAGUGGAGGAACUGGAUGAAGAUGACCUGGAUGAGGCUGAGGUGGAAAUGAGCUUAGACAGAACAGUGGAUGUUCUUCCGGACCCCUGUGCUUCAGCUCCUGAUUUUCAAACUCUGCGGAAGGAGACCGAGUUGCUGGAGCUGAGAGUGAGAGAGUUUUAUAAUGGAGUAUAUGUUCUGCCUGAAGAUGUCAAGGCAGAUGCUAUCAAAGACAUUCAAGACAAACAGGACAGUGGGAAGGACCCUCCUCUACCUUUGGUUGAUUCUCAUGCGCAGCAUCUGAUUCAGAAACGCAUUGCUGUGGAGAAGCUCAGCCAGAGCUUGAGAGAUGUUGUGGGACCUCUGCAUCUAACGAUGAAUGAUGUAAUCAAUGACAUAAAUAAUCUGGUCAGGACAUUCAGGUUUACAAGCGUUAAUAUCAUUCACAAAAGGCCAGAAUGGACUUUAAUUGCUGUGGUUCUUCUGUCAGUAUUAACAGAAGUGUCACCGUUGCUCAGAGAGUCAUUGGCAAGUCCAUCUUCAUUGGAGUACAUCUCCUCUCUCAUGAGAGAGCUGAAACUGGAGGACAAAGAUCUACACAACCUCGUGCUGCUCUUCAAACCGUGUUUUACUUCACAAACAUAAUGUACCACAUGCACAUUUAGAGUUUAUAUUAAAAGUGAAACAAUGA